AUGAACUGCAUGGGGCGGGGCGAGAGGCCUUCUUCUCGGUCCCACGGCCUUUUCGUGUUAGACACUGGUACCUUUCUCUUGUUAUUUUCUAAUUUACUUUUUUUCACACUUUAUUCAUCAUAUAUCCCGGUUGAAGCCCCCGCCCUCGACACUGGUACCUUCAACACCUCCAAUGCUUCCUCUUGGCGUGCCCCGGUGUUCUCGGCCAAUGAGCACGCGGGGGCGGGCCCUCUGCCGCCGUCCAAUGAGCGUGGCCUGAGCGUCUACGCCAAUGAGGGCGCGGGGGCGGAGCUCGCACAAGGGCAGGAAAUGGCGGCGACCACCGAGCCUCUGCCCGCCCGCCGUCUUCAUGCCGUCCCUGUUGCUCCUGCUGCCCCAGCGCCUAUGCCAGCUGUGUCCCCGCAGCCCUCCCAUCCGGCUUCUCACAGCCAAGGGGCAGCGUUGCACCCUGACCGAGACCCUGGAAACCCAGCCCUGCAUAGCCGCUUUGUGGAGCUGAGUGAGGCAUAUCGUGUGCUCAGCCGUGAAGAGAGUCGUCGCAACUAUGACCAUCAGCUGCAUUCAGCCAGUUCCCCAAGGUCUUCAGGGACCACAGCCCAGCCUAAGUAUACCCAACAGACACACAGCUCCUGGGAACCCCCCAACGCACAAUACUGGGCCCAGUUUCACAAUGUGAGGCCACAGGGGCCUGAGUCAAGGCAGCAGCAGCAUAAGCACAACCUGCGGGUCCUGGGAUACUGCCUCCUGCUCAUGGUGGCAGGCAUGGGCCUGCACUAUGUCGCCUUCAGGAAGCUGGAGCAGGUGCACCGGAGUUUCAUGGAUGAAAAGGACCGGAUCAUCACAGCCAUCUACAAUGACACUCGGGCCAGGGCCAGGUGUGUCACUGCUCUGCCUUGCAUGGCUCCCUGCUCCACACCACCCCCCUGGAUUCUUCUCCCGACCUAUCUGGCUCCCUGCUCCGCACCAUCCCCCUGGAUCCCUCUCCCAUCUAUCUUUUCUUCAGGGCUAACAGAGCCAGAAUUCAGCAGGAGCGCCAGCUGAGGCAGCAGCCUCGGACAGAACCCUCCCCAUCUCCAGAAAGCUCCGGGAUCGUGCCCCAGGACACCAGCUCUUGAGAGGCUUGCCCAGGUCCCCCAGCAUUGGCCCUCUCUAUGCUGCCCGUGCGGGACUACACAUUUUUUCUCAAUACAUGCAAUAAACUCAUUUUCAGACUCA
Meriones unguiculatus (Mongolian gerbil) is the source of this 1215-nucleotide messenger RNA. It is a transcript of the gene Dnajc4, whose product is annotated as DnaJ heat shock protein family (Hsp40) member C4. The record is from RefSeq and is a predicted model, not a curated record. Lineage: Eukaryota; Metazoa; Chordata; Mammalia; Rodentia; Muridae. The transcript is spliced from 5 exons. The coding region runs from base 1 to 1041 and encodes 346 amino acids.